AUGAAGAUUUGGGUUGGUAUUGUAGUAAGUAAUAGUGAUGAAGCUUAUGAGUUAUGUAAUGGAUAUGCAUAUAGAGUUGGUUUUAGUGUGAGGAAGUGUCAACAACGUUACAAGGCAUCUACUAAGUCAAUUCAGAUGAAGAGGUUCUUCUGUGCUAAGGUUGGUUAUAAGGAGAAACCAAAUAGUGGUGUCAAGGUUUAUUCAAAAAUUGAUAUAAGGACCGGUUAUGGUACACUUGUUCAGUUUGAUGUGGAUGGGAAUGGGAUGUGGACAGUUACAAAACAUGUGAAAGAGCACAAUCAUGAGUUAUGUUCUUUUGGCAAGAGUCAUCUACCCCGUUCACAUAGAAGAGUGGGAAAUAAUCAUCUUGAAUAUUUAAAGGAUAUGAAGAAGAGUGGGGUUGCAUUGGCGGAUGCUAUGGCUACUGCCAUUUCUAUUGUAUUUCCUACAUCACGCCACCAUAUUUGCAUAUGGCAUAUUGGCGAAAAUUCGAAGAAGCAUAUCAAGGCGUUAAGGAAUCAUAAUGAUUUUUUGGAUAUGUUCAACUGUUUGUUGAAAUACACCGAGACUGAAGCUGAGUUUGAAUUUUAUUGGACAAGUUUAGAAGUUAUGAAUCUGCAGCAUAGAAAUAAUGGAUAUUCUAUAUAG
Ipomoea nil (Japanese morning glory) is the source of this 648-nucleotide messenger RNA. RefSeq names its product protein FAR1-RELATED SEQUENCE 5-like. Gene Ontology annotation, biological process: regulation of DNA-templated transcription. The record is from RefSeq and is a predicted model, not a curated record. The coding region runs from base 1 to 648 and encodes 215 amino acids. NCBI's taxonomy places the organism in Eukaryota, Viridiplantae, Streptophyta, Magnoliopsida, Solanales, Convolvulaceae. The transcript is spliced from 3 exons.